Molecule: messenger RNA, 1464 nt
Organism: Penicillium manginii
Lineage: Eukaryota; Fungi; Ascomycota; Eurotiomycetes; Eurotiales; Aspergillaceae
Exons: 1
Coding region: 1-1464 (487 amino acids)
Source: RefSeq, a predicted model, not a curated record
AUGGAAGAACACGCCGCGCUUCAGCAGCCGCACACAACGGGUAUCCCCAUAGGCAAAACAACAAGCCCCAUCUCAGCUAUUGUUCAGAAUUGUCUCAGGCGGCUUGGCCAUAUCAUCACAUCCCAUCGACUCGAUGAAUAUAAAUCACAGGUCUUACCAGAGCUAUGGUCGGACGAACUAGGUCGGUUGCGAGUUUGGACGGCAAACCUGGGAGCGCACCAGACAGGCCAGUCGUCGCUGGACUACCGACUGCGCGAGGCAUCGCACCUGAAAAGCCAGAUCCUCCGAGUCCUCGGUCGUCUUCAGCGAACGAUUCAAGAUCUGGAAAGCCUCCCGCAGGAACCAGACGCACUGGAGGAAUUCUCAAGCGAAUCGGAGGACAGCGAAGAUGAGGGCCAGACCUUCAUCCAGAAGAUAUACCAUUCCUUGCACGACACUAUAAACAUACUUUUCGAAAAUGCGAUGUCAAUACGAAGACCUGCUCAGCAUGACAGAAUAAUCGGAGUCAAACGGUCGGAAACCGCCGGCUUUGAACAAUGGGACAGACAGCACGUCGCGGAUAAGUUUCCCCAGCUGCAACACGAUAUUCGAGAUCGACUGGGGCUAGCAAUAUCCCAGCGCCGAGCCACGCUCAAGUAUCGCGAACGGCAUCACCUCAAGCUCGCACAGGGGCUGGACUCGGUGGAAGACACGUCGCUAUCGGAAACAGUUGCUACAAAGUUGAUCAUGAGCCGCGCCGAAGAUGAUAACUUUGAGCUACAGUCUACUGCUUCACAGACCUCUUAUGCGCAAACUAUCAUGAAUGGGGGAGAAGGUAUGGUUGUACCGCCUCCUCCUAAAGGGAGCCUGGAUGGAAAGCCUUUCAACUGCCCCUACUGCUUUCUUCUCAUCAAAGUUAAAGACAGGCGCUCCUGGACACAGCAUGUUUUCCACGAUCUGAUGCCGUACGUAUGCGUCUUUACCGAUUGUCGAACGCCGCAUCGGCUUUUUGAAAGUCGUCGCGAAUGGAGCGCCCAUUUACAGAGUCAGCAUUCGAUUCCGGACGAGGCGGGUAAAGUGGUCCAAUGUUCUCUUUGCAGUGCAUCUGUUGGUUCCGCUAAACCAUUCGAACGACAUCUCGGUCGGCAUCUGCAAGAGCUCGCGCUUUUUGCUCUGCCAAGAUCUUGUACAGACGAAGAAGAAGAUGAUGAUUCACAUGUAUCGAUUGGGUCAAAAGUCUCGGCAAAAAGCCUAGAACAACUUGACUCGGACGAUGAUAAUGAUGAUGAUGAUGAUGAUGGAGAGACUGCCAUGUUGACAGUAUCCCAGGAUGGCCAAGAGACCCAACCCCCAGGUCCUUCAAACCCGUACCAUGAAAUACUGGAAAAAAUGAGAGGGGGGCAUGAAAGCACCGACACAUCCGACAUUGAUUCCGAUCCCGAGAGGAUACAUAAUACUAGUACUCCUUAUGAAAACCAAAAGUGA